This is a messenger RNA of Neurospora tetraspora, 6275 nucleotides long. RefSeq lists its product as uncharacterized. Gene Ontology annotation, biological process: double-strand break repair via homologous recombination; error-prone translesion synthesis. The transcript is spliced from 2 exons. Gene Ontology annotation, molecular function: DNA binding; DNA-directed DNA polymerase activity; nucleotide binding. NCBI's taxonomy places the organism in Eukaryota, Fungi, Ascomycota, Sordariomycetes, Sordariales, Sordariaceae. Gene Ontology annotation, cellular component: zeta DNA polymerase complex; nucleus. The record is from RefSeq and is a predicted model, not a curated record. Bases 318 to 6161 code for a protein of 1947 amino acids.
AAGUUAAUGUGGUGUUCAUCGCCUCGAAUCCUCCGGAUGAACGUCGAAAGGACGACUGCUCAAUAAAUCUCAGUUUUGACUGCAACACGCCAUUUUGCGUCUGCGCCGCAUCACGUGCUUUGGCGUCACUAGUCGUGCGCGCUCGACGACUUUCAUGACGCGCAUGCCAUCCAGAACGAAACGACCCGAAAAGCGUGUUUCUAAGGGAUGCACGUCGCCACAUCGGGCAGCCGGGGAUCUUCACAGCCUAUUAGUUUCACUUUAUAUUGCUCUAGAAAUCUAGCAAUGAAGAUCUGGCAUCUCCAGCGGCCGGCAUCAUGGACGUUUUUCGGGUUCGAUUGAACUGUAUCGACCACUACCAGGCAACACCAACCGAAUAUGAUCCUCAGUUUGCCCAAGAUGUGCGCUUUUCGCAUUCACGGAAGCCCCCAAAAGUCCCUGUUAUACGAGUAUUCGGGUCGACCGAAACUGGCCAGAAAGUCUGCGCCCAUAUUCACGGCGCCUUUCCCUAUCUGUAUGUCGAGUAUGACGGUAGUCUGGAAGACGCCAAGGCCAACGAAUACAUUGCGAAAUUGCGUGCAUCCAUAGAUCAUGCCUUGGCGGUCAGCUACCGCAAAGAUCCCGUUCGCGAUCGGCCCAUGUACGUAGCACGGAUCACGCUGACGAAAGGGAUACCCUUCUAUGGCUUCCAUGUGGGAUAUCGCUUCUAUCUCAAAAUUUACCUAUUCAACCCGGUGGUUAUGUCGCGUCUCGUUGAUCUCCUUCAGCAAGGUGUCAUCAUGAGUCAGAAAUUCCAACCAUACGAGGCCCAUUUACAGUAUCUCCUUCAGUUCAUGGCUGAUUACAACUUGUACGGCUGUGACUACCUGGAUGCGGCCAUGGUCACCUUUCGAGCACCUGUACCGAAGCACGACGAAAACAUCCAAGGCCAUGAGACUGAACAUCCCUGGGACGAUGCGAAGAUCCCAUCAGAGCUGAUUACAGAUGAUUAUAGCCUUCCCCGGGCUAGCCACUGCUCCCUUGAAGUGGACAUCUGCGUCGAAGAUAUCCUGAACCGAAAGCAAGUCAAAGAGCGAAGGCUUCAUCAUGAUUUUAUCGAAGGGGAGCAGCCGGUGUCAAGCCAAGAGAAGCUGGUGCACAGCAUGGCUGGGCUCUGGACGGAUGAGACGAACCGCAGGAAAAGGCGUAUGGGAAUAACGGACCCUGAAGUCAACCCUUUUCCUCCGGAAGUCUUGGUAUCAAUGUCUGCGGACCCACGUCAAUCACAGGUGAUGGGGUGGGUUCAUGAAACUGAGUACCGUGCUGGUAUUCAGCAACUGGUUGCUCAGGAGCAAGACAAUACAGAUGGAUGUCAGAAGACUUUCUCCGGCUUUGUGCAACCAGUUCCCUUUGAAGAAACUAUCAAGACUACUUUAGAGUCAGUGGAAGACCUAUACCCAGAGAACUUAAGCCAAGCUCUGCAAGUUGAGGCACAAUUGUUUCACAUGAAUGCACAGCCACACAGCAGCAUCGACGUCGACGAACGAACUAUCUUACAGCUAGCAGGCGAGCGGAAUGCAAACCGUACUCCACCCGAGCACGCGGACAGAAUGUCACCGGGGGAACCUAUCAAUGGCGUUGGAGAAGGGUUUGGCGUGGGGGAUUCGAUAACUUAUGAUACGGGUAGGCGGCGCCGUGUACACCAACCCCGUACUUCCAUCCGUCAUAAACUUUUCAAGAUUGCCAAGGCUUACUCUUCCAAACAACCAGCCAAUACGGGUAGACAAGCCAGGGCUCUUGGUCCUGGAGAGCGACCACGAAGAUAUCCUAAGCAUCCCAGACCGCCGGGAGAAGUUGAUCGUGAUGCACCUGCAAAACGUCAGAUGCUCCAAGCUGAGGGCUCUAGGGAGGCAGUUCACUUAAAAGCCAAUGCCCCGCAAAGCGCUUCGGAAAUGGCUUCGAGAAAGGCCCAGUCAAAAGCUCGGGAGGCAGCUCAGCCAGGGCCUCAGAGAAGGCCUCAGGGUAACCCUCCGGAAAGGGCUCACGAGAAGUCAAACAAGAGGGUUCAUGAGGAUGCUCAAGCAAAGGCCCAUCGAAAGGCCCAACAAAGGUCUCUGGAACAGGGCCUGGAACAUGACCAGAAACAGGACCAACAAAAGACUCAGGAACUAGCCGGAGAACAGUCUCGGGGAGAAGUUCAGGGGGCAGUUCCAGAAAAUUUAACAUCUACGAAGCCCGCUCGGACGGUUCAGCCAAUAGAGCCCAGUGAUCAGGAUCCAACAGUAGAGCAACCCUUGGCCAAUAUUUUGAAGGUCGAGCCACCAAAACCCAAGGCAUCUCAGCCCACGAAGUCUGCUAUGAAGCAGAGCUCUGCAAAAGAGUCCCAGGGCCGUAAAUUCAACUUUCCCGUUGUCAAAGAUCCACAAGAUCCCAACACAAGGGCUCGAUUGAGCCAAAAGAGUGGUUCGCAGAAGAACGAAGAGAUGGUUGCUAAAAAGCAACUUGCCUUCGACCCUCAACCCACCAUUCUGGGGUCAUCGGCUCAGGCGAAGCCCAGUCAGACUGAACCCAACCUAAAAUCGUCGUCCAAGCCCUUUGACUCGGCCCCUGCGGCUUCGGCUCCGGUACUCUUGUGGAGUGGCUCAAACAAAAUGUUUGUCCUGGACAGCAAACCUCCAUCACUGAGCGAGGUCCGCUGUACCAUGCAGGUACAUGGCCUACCUGAUGUCAUCUAUCAGGAUGCUUAUUACAGCAAGGACGAGGAUGUUCCUCCAAAACCGAGAGAGUAUGCAGGUAGGGAAUACCGACUUGACGGCAGCUCGGUCCCUUGGCUCCCUGACUUCGACCCAACUGGCACAUCACCGGCCACAUUUGGCGAGAAACCAACCUCCGGUGCCGAUUGGCCGAUGCUGGAGGCGAUCUACGAGGCUCAACAAGAGGAUUGUGCCAUGAGGAGCUGGGAAAUAGCAGAGCCUCCUCCCUCUUUUAAAGAAGUGAGUGAAUGGUGGGCAGAUAAACAAAAAGGUCGCAAUACAAAACGACGUCUGUUCACGCCUCUAAGGAUCAAAACCGCUCGCUCCCAAGUCGCAGGCGCGACGCCGAAGAACAAGCAUGGUUUCAGAUAUUCCGAAAAGGAAAAGUCCACGAGUGUACAGCAUCAGGCACAGUACAUGAGCACUAUGAGCCUAGAAGUGCAUGUCAACACAAGGGGCAAGCUAGUACCGGAUCCUGAAGAAGACGAAGUGCAGUGUGUUUUUUGGUGUCUGCGCUCCGACGAAAACGCUCUUCGAGGAACCCAGGCGCCAGAUAACACAGUACGAGGCAUUGUUGUUUUCUCAGAGGAUGGUCUGCUAGCAGAAAAAAUUCGGAAAUACACAUCGGUGCCGGUACUGCAAGAGACAACGGAACUUGAUGUGAUGGUCCGGAUGGUCGAGAUUGUGCGGAACCAUGAUCCAGACAUCUUCACCGGCUACGAAGUGCACGGUAGCUCCUGGGGCUACCUUAUUGAGCGGGCGAGGAUAAAGUACGACCUCGAUCUCUGUGAUGAGUUCUCACGCAUGAAAUCUCAGUCAAAUGGGCGUAUCGGCAAGGAUGCUGAUCGCUGGGGCUUCAACACGACAUCCUCGAUUCGAAUAACCGGACGACACAUGAUCAACAUCUGGAGAGCCAUGCGAGGCGAGCUCAAUCUUUUGCAGUAUACCAUGGAGAAUGUCGUGUGGCAUCUGCUACACCGUCGGAUCCCACAUUACAGCUGGAAAACGUUGUCCGAUUGGUAUCUCAGCGGGCGACCGAAAGAUCUGGACAAACUUCUCCGGUAUUACCUGACGAGAACGCGACUUGAUAUUGAAAUCCUGGAAAAGAAUGAGCUCAUUCCUAGGACAAGCGAGCAAGCAAGGCUGCUCGGAGUUGACUUCUUUUCUGUUUUCUCCAGAGGAUCGCAGUUCAAAGUAGAGUCAAUCAUGUUCAGGAUAGCCAAGCCCGAGAACUUCCUCCUCGUUUCUCCGAGUAGGAAGCAAGUGGGCGCCCAAAACGCUCUGGAGUGUCUACCCUUAGUGAUGGAACCUCAGAGUGCGUUCUACAGCAGCCCAUUGCUUGUUCUCGACUUCCAGAGUCUGUAUCCUAGUGUCAUGAUUGCCUACAACUACUGCUACUCGACCUUCCUUGGGCGUAUCGUUAGCUGGCGAGGUACAAACAAGAUGGGCUUCAUGGACUACAAGAGGCAAGAGGGACUUCUUAGUCUGCUCAAAGAUUAUAUCAACAUUGCCCCAAACGGUAUGAUGUACACCAAGCCUCAUAUUCGCAAGUCUCUUCUUGCGAAGAUGCUUACCGAGAUUCUCGAAACUCGCAUCAUGGUCAAGUCCGGUAUGAAGCAAGACAAGGACGAUAAGGCGCUUCAGCAACUGCUGAACAACCGGCAGCUGGCGCUGAAGCUCCUUGCUAACGUCACCUACGGCUACACUUCGGCCUCGUUCUCAGGUCGUAUGCCCUGCUCCGAGAUAGCCGACAGCAUUGUCCAAGCCGGUCGCGAAACACUUGAACGGGCUAUAGCCUUCAUACACAGCGUCCAGAAGUGGGACGCCGAGGUCGUCUACGGCGACACCGACAGUCUCUUCGUCUAUCUCAAGGGGCGCACCCGCGAACAGGCCUUCGACAUCGGCCAAGAGAUUGCCGACGCCGUCACCAAGAUGAACCCGCGCCCCGUCAAGCUCAGGUUCGAAAAGGUCUACCACCCGUGCGUGCUCAUCGCCAAGAAGCGCUACGUCGGCUACAAGUACGAGAGCCGGGACCAGACCGUGCCCGAGUUUGACGCCAAGGGCAUCGAGACGGUCCGCCGCGACGGCACGCCCGCCGAGCAGCGGAUCGAGGAAAAAGCCCUCAAGAUCCUCUUCGACACCGCCGACCUCAGCCAGGUCAAGAGUUACUUCCAGGAGCAGUGCCACAAGAUCAUGCGCGGCGCCGUGUCCGUGCAGGACUUUUGCUUCGCGCGCGAGGUCAAGCUGGGCACGUACAGCACCAGCGGCCGCGGGGGGCCGGCCCCCGCCGGCGCGCUGAUCGCCACCAAGAAGAUGAGGGAGGACGCGCGCGCGGAGCCGCAGUAUGGCGAGCGGGUGCCGUACGUGGUGAUGGCGGGCGCCCCGGGGAUGAGACUGGUGGAUCGGUGCGUGGAACCGGAGGAGCUGCUGAAUAACUCGCAUGCUACGCUGGAUGCGGACUACUACAUCAACAAGAACAUCAUUCCGCCGCUGGAGAGGAUCUUCAACUUGGUGGGCGCGAACGUGAGGACCUGGUAUGAGGAGAUGCCCAAGGUUCAAGUCUUGCGGAAGGUGGUGCUGGAAGAUGAAGACGCUGCUGCUGCUGCCGCCCCCAGAGGACCACUAUUCGGCCUGCUGCUAGGAGCGUCACCAAGCAAAAAGGGUGCGGCCGCAGCAGCAGCAGCACUAGAUACUGAAGAUGUUCUAGGAGAAGACGGCGAGCCCCUCCCGCCCGACGUAGCAGCAGCCCAAGCGCAAGCGCGCAAAACCCUCGAAGCCUUCCUCAACACCACCAUCUGCACCGCCUGCGGCGUCAAGAUCAAGCGGCGGCCGCUCGGGGUAGGGCUUGCGCGCGAGCUGGGCAUGCUUGACGGGGGGGAGGAGGGCGCCGUGGACCGAGUCGGCCUGCCGCUCUGUCGUCGGUGCGCUUCGGAUCCACCCACCCUCAUGGUUGACAUGCAGACCAAGGUCAGCAGGGCCGAGAAGGGUUACGCGGAGAUCAUAAAGGUUUGUCAGAGCUGUGCUGGCUUUGCACCGCCCGAGGAUGAGGUGCCCUGCGAUAGCAAGGAUUGCCCGGUCUUUUACUCGAGGGUGAAGCAGAGGACGAAGAUGACGGCGGAGAAGAGGGUGAUGGAGCCGUUGAUUAGGUUGUUUGGGGACUUGGAGUUGGGUAAGGAAGGUGGUAGUGAGGACGAGGAUGGUGAGGAGGAGGAGGGUAAUUGGGAGCUGGAAGGGGGAAGUGAGGUUGUUAGCGGAGGUGGGAGGAUGGAAGUGCAGGAAGACGCUGGAAGGAGAUAUGAGGAGGAGGAAGCAAAAAGCGAGGCCAUUGUCCGGGGCAAGGGGAGAGCCGUGAGUGAGGAGCAAAGGGAGAAUGAUGGGUUUCUGGACAGUAGUUUUAGGGGCCUGAAGGCUGCAUCUCUGGAUUGGUAGUCAGGCCUAGCGAAGUUGUUUGGGUUGAAGGGAUUAUGAGAAACUUUUUUUGUCCAUUCUUAUGCUCCCGUUGAAGGUUCCAUAUACUCUGUGAGUCCAAUAUACUCUGUCAAC